This is a messenger RNA of Orbilia oligospora ATCC 24927, 1380 nucleotides long. RefSeq lists its product as uncharacterized. Gene Ontology annotation, molecular function: mannan endo-1,6-alpha-mannosidase activity. Gene Ontology annotation, biological process: carbohydrate catabolic process; fungal-type cell wall biogenesis. Bases 1 to 1380 code for a protein of 459 amino acids. The record is from RefSeq and is a predicted model, not a curated record. The transcript has 4 exons. Lineage: Eukaryota; Fungi; Ascomycota; Orbiliomycetes; Orbiliales; Orbiliaceae.
AUGCGGUGGUUCAAAUUGGCUGCGGCUUACACGGCCGCCUGCGCCGUUCGGUCGAGUGCAUUCGACCUCGACGUCAAUGAUAGAGAAUCGAUGAAACAGGGCGCCGUGCUGGCUGCCGACGGCAUGAUGCACUACUACGCCGGUCAUUUGCCCGGAAACACACCCGGUAUUCUACCUCCGCCGUACUACUGGUGGGAAGUGGGCGCUAUGUUUGGAGGAUUAAUCGAUCACUGGUGGUAUACGGGGAAUGAUACAUGGAAUGACAUUGUCAUGCAGGGUAUGCUGCACCAAAUUGGAGCAGACGGUAUGGUGAUGCCGAAGAAUCAGACAACAACAGAGGGUAACGAUGACCAAGCAUUUUGGGCUAUCGCGACGAUGAUGGCCGCCGAGCGUGGCUUCCCCAACCCUCCGGCAGGUCAGCCGCAAUGGCUCGCCGUCACCCAAACGGUUUUCAACCUACAAACGACAAGAUGGGAUAACGAACAUUGCGGCGGUGGUCUCAGAUGGCAGAUUUUCACAUGGAAUAAUGGCUAUGAUUAUAAGAAUACCGUCUCGAACGGUUGUCUCUUCCAGCUUGCCACCCGUUUGGCACGGUACACCGGCAACCAAACGUAUACCGACUGGGCCAACAAAAUUUGGGACUGGAGUGUUGAAUCUGGCUUGAUUACCGACGAUUACCGAUUCUACGACGGUUUGGAUAUCCGAUCGAACUGCAAAAUUAACCACAACCAGUGGUCGUACAACGCCGGCCUGUACCUCGCCGGCUCGGCAUUUAUGUACAAUAUUACCACUGGCGCCGAGCAAGUUACAUGGAAAAAGCGCCUCGACGGCAUCCUCUGGAUGGCCGGCGUCUUCUUCCACCCUCAACAAACCGACAUCAUGUACGAAGCCAUUUGCGAACCCUACCCCCGCGGCUGCAACACCGAUCAAAAGUCAUUCAAAGCAUACUUCUCCCGCUGGCUAGCAGUAACCACCCAAAUGGCCCCAUACACCGCCGAAAUCAUCAUGCCCAAACUCCGUACCUCAGCCGUUGCCGCGAUGAAGACUUGUGUCGGUGGUAGCGACGGCGUCACGUGUGGUCUGAAGUGGUACAAAGGGGACUGGGGUGCUUGGGAUGGUAACUACGGUGUUGGAGAACAGAUGGCGGUUAUGGAAGUUACGCAGAGUCUUCUGAUUGAGGGUAUGCCGGCACCCUUUACUGAAGUCGUUGGCGGUAACAGUACUGGUGAUCCAUCUGCCGGUGGUGGAGGUGAUAAUCCACAGUUAAACGCUAUUGUGGAUCUAUCGGAGCCAACGGCGGGACAGAAGGCUGGAGCGGCAUUUGCGACUUUGACAGUACUAUCUAUGACGGGUUAUAUGGUUUAUUAUAUGGUUACAUGA